AUGGUCAUAUCCGAUUGCAAAGAUUUAUUCCAAUAUGUAUCUAAUUACAGUCCGGUAACGCCGUUCUGAUGAACAGCUGAUACGAUUUAUGUAAAUAAUUUAGUUCUGCACGCAAAAUGUCUGUGACACAAAAAUUAAAUACAUUAUUCCGCAAAAAAUCCAUGAGAUAUGGUGUGCCAUUCUUGAUAUUGGUGGUUGGUGGCUCGUUUGGAUUAGAGCAAUUCUCCCGUCUCAGAUAUCAAUUCUCGCGAAAAAAGCCGGUGAGUCCAGAAGAAAUGGAAAAACUUGGUGUUACUAUGAAAAAGUCAGAAGAGGUUACUCUGGACAAGGAAUAUGAGAGGAUCAAACAAUUGAACAUUGAUGAGUGGGAGAACAAGCGUGGUCCCAGGCCGUGGGAAGAAGCGCAAUAACAACUGCGAAGAGUUUUGGUUAGCACAGUAAGAGGCCACAUCUGUGUAUAAGUGCAUGGUUAUGUACAUAUAUGCUUCUUUAUAAAUAGAUAUUAAGUAUUAGUUUUAAAGCAAUUUACUGAAUUGAUUGAAUACAUGGAAAAUU
Messenger RNA from Rhagoletis pomonella (apple maggot), 555 nucleotides. It is a transcript of the gene l(3)neo43, whose product is annotated as cytochrome c oxidase assembly protein COX16 homolog, mitochondrial. Gene Ontology annotation, biological process: mitochondrial respiratory chain complex IV assembly. The transcript is spliced from 2 exons. Bases 117 to 410 code for a protein of 97 amino acids. Gene Ontology annotation, cellular component: mitochondrial inner membrane. NCBI's taxonomy places the organism in Eukaryota, Metazoa, Arthropoda, Insecta, Diptera, Tephritidae. The record is from RefSeq and is a predicted model, not a curated record.